UAUAACUGUAUAAUUUCCCUCUAUUAAUGUUCCUCUUAUUCUUCCCUCCAUUUAGGUAGUUCUAGACAUUAUGGCAUUUUCAUUCACAUUUCUGUUCCAGUUCUUGCUUCUUGCCCCAUCUGUGAUCUAUGCUUCUCCAGUUCAAGACCCUGAAUUAGUGGUCCAGGAAGUGCAAAAGAGCAUCAAUGGAUCAAGGAGAAACUUGGGGUAUCUUUCUUGUGGAACAGGGAACCCCAUUGAUGAUUGUUGGAGGUGUGACCCUAAUUGGGAAAGAAACCGCAAGCGUUUAGCUAGUUGUGCAAUUGGGUUUGGUAAGCAUGCCAUAGGUGGAAAAGAUGGAAAAAUAUAUGUGGUGACUGACUCUAGUGAUAACCCUGUGAACCCGAAGCCAGGAACAUUGAGACAUGGCGUUAUUCAACAAGAGCCAUUGUGGAUAAUUUUCAAGCAUGACAUGGUGAUCAAGCUACACAAGGAUCUCUUAGUUAAUUCUUACAAAACCAUUGAUGGAAGAGGAGCAACCAUCCACAUUGCUGGAGGAGGACCUUGCAUUAGAGUGCACAAGAAGACCAAUAUCAUAAUCCAUGGCAUACACAUCCAUGAUUGCAAAAGGGGUGGCAGUGGUUAUGUGAGUGACUCUCCUAACCAUCGUAGCUGGAGUGCGAGAUCGGAUGGUGAUGGGAUCACAAUCUUUGGUGGGAGUCAUAUUUGGGUGGACCAUUGCUCCUUGUCAAACUGUUUUGAUGGCCUCAUUGAUGUUGUUCAUGGCUCAACGGCCAUCACCAUUUCCAACAAUUACAUGAUACACCAUAACAAGGUCAUGCUCUUGGGACACAGUGAUUCCUAUAAAGCUGACAAGAAUAUGCAAGUCACCAUUGCCUUCAACCAUUUUGGAGAAGGGCUUGGAGGAAGAAUGCCGAGAUGCAGGUUUGGAUAUUUCCAUGUUGUGAACAAUGAUUACACACAUUGGCAACAUUAUGCAAUAGGUGGGAGUUCAUCCCCAACUAUUUUCAGCCAAGGCAAUAGAUUUCUUGCUCCAAAUGAUGAUGACCACAAAGAGGUGACCAAACAUUUUAAAUCAUCAAAGAGUGAGUGGAGGAAAUGGAAUUGGAGGUCUGAAGGAGAUAUAAUGUUGAAUGGUGCCUUCUUCACGCCGUCCGGAGCGGGGGCAACUGCUAGGUAUGAUAAAGCGUCAAGCAUGGCAGCACGACCACCUAUGCUUUUGUCUUACAUGACAGCUGGGGCUGGAGCGCUUAGAUGCAACAAGGGCAAUCUAUGCCACUAGACUGCCAGUAGUAUCGAUAGUUCUUAGAAAACAAUUAAUUAAUUGAACUAUGCUACAACUUUUUGGCUUGCCAAAAUUUCCAUUUUUCUAGUUUAAGUGUUAAAAUACUACAUCAGCUGUGACAUCCAUUCCCAUUAAGGGGCAAUGAAUGAUAGAACCGUGCUGUAGAACAGGGAAUCGAACAGAGUAUUAAGAGGGGGGGGAAAUUGCUCUCUGUUGAUCAAGUAGCCUUCAUAGUCCAUAGUUUAAAUUGAAGCUGCUGUAAUCAAGUGACUAAGUGUAAGUGGUUAAUGUGUUAAAAGUAAAAUCAUUUAGAUAUUAUUUGAA
Glycine soja is the source of this 1609-nucleotide messenger RNA. Its product is annotated as probable pectate lyase 5. The record is from RefSeq and is a predicted model, not a curated record. Gene Ontology annotation, molecular function: pectate lyase activity. Lineage: Eukaryota; Viridiplantae; Streptophyta; Magnoliopsida; Fabales; Fabaceae. The transcript is spliced from 4 exons. Bases 71 to 1282 code for a protein of 403 amino acids.